ACAUUUGGGGAGGGUAUUGCCAUCGCAGGGUUACCUUUCCUCUUUUUGGGCGUCGUACUCCUCUUCCAGGUGAUGAUCGCAUUGUCAAGGAUACAGGCUGCCAAAAUAUUAGCGCGGAGGAACUUGUGUCUGACCUAGACAUGGAUGGAGGUCUGCGCUACUGGAGGGAAAGGACUUAGAACGGUGAUGAACUCGGUGAAGACGAUUUUCACUCUCCGAUUUGUCUCGUACUUUGUCGCGAAGCCUUUCCUACUGGAUGUUAGGGCUUUCAUUCACUAUAUUUGGCUACGCCUAUGACGGGACAUCAAACGUGUCAUCAGUAUUCAUGUUCACUGCCCAGAUCUGGAACUUAUGCAUAGCGCUGUUUAUAUUUGCUUGUUUCUUCACUUUCGUCGCACUGUGCCGACUGCACGGUUCCCAGUCGGCUGCAUACAGCCACGUCUGGACGCUCACCAAUCUCAUGGACGGGUGGUCGCCUGUGAUGCGGUGGGGACACAAGGAGGGCGGAAUCUCGUACUGUCAUGCUGGGAUGAGCGAUCACCCGCUCCCAGAUGUGAAGAUGGACUGCGUUCAUGCUGCCAAAUCUGUAUCUCUUGGCCUGUGCAAGUUUGAAACCUGCUGACAACAUUUUUUCUAUCAGAACACGCCUCGAAGAUUCGCUCAUGAAUGGUUUCGUCGUGGGCUCACUCUGACUGGUCUUAGCCAAGCAAUUACUGCAG
Messenger RNA from Suillus subalutaceus, 719 nucleotides. RefSeq lists its product as uncharacterized. Bases 257 to 622 code for a protein of 121 amino acids. The transcript has 4 exons. NCBI's taxonomy places the organism in Eukaryota, Fungi, Basidiomycota, Agaricomycetes, Boletales, Suillaceae. The record is from RefSeq and is a predicted model, not a curated record.